UACACCAGCGGUCAACGUCUUAAUCCAUUACCUCUUCCAUCUAAACCGUCAACCGCCAAACCACAUUCACCAUGGGCCGCACAGCUGUCAAGAAGCGCCUCUACCUGAGCCGCCCCGACCCAGACAUCAUCACCACCCGCACCCAAGUCACCCGAUACAUCCCCGACUCGCGCUCCCGCUCCAGCUCGCGCUCCCGAUCCCGGUCUCGCUCCCGCUCCCACUCGCGGCCCCCCGUCGAGGUCAUCACCGUGCCGCGGCCUCCUCCCGCCGUCACCGUCCUGCCUCCUCCGCCGCCGCCAACCCUCCCGCCCGCGCCGAUGCCGCCUCCGCCACCCGUCUACCACCAUCAGCCUCACGAGCAUCAGCAUUAUCCGCCGCCUCCUCCUCCUCCUCCGCCUGCGCCCAUCUUCCCCCACGAACCACAGCAUCAUCACCAUCCUCCGCCGCCAAUCCACCACCACCAGCCUCAGCCUCACCCCCAUCCGCCCCUCUACACCCAGCCCCCUCACCCUCCGCACAUGCACCACCACCCCUUCCCCCGCCACUCCGAACCGGAAAUCAUUGAAGUCAUUGCCGUCAGUGAAGACGAGAAGUCAAAGUCCAAAUCCAAAUCCAAACACAAGAAGAAGAAGUCCAAGUCCAAGUCCAAAAAGUCGGAGCGCCGCCACCGCUCCGUUAGCCCCUCCUCCUCCUCUUCCUCCGGGUCCUCCAUCGCAAGCCACUCCCGCAGCCACUCCCGCGCGCGAAGCCACCACAGCCGCAGUCGGAGCCACCACCGCCGCCGCGAGAUUGACGACGAAGAAGACGACGAGUAUGAGCUCGACCGCUACCACCACGACUACGACCGCGACCGCGACCGUGAUCGUGACGUGGAGGAGUCGCGCGACCGGGAGGUCUACGUCGAGAGGGAGCGCUACAUUCCGUAUCCCGUGCCCGUGCCCGUGGAGCCGCAGUACAAGACGUAUCGCUACGUCGACGCCCCGCGCAGCCCCAGGCGAAGGCGUGAGUCGCCGUCGCCGCCGCGGUACAUCGACGAGAGGGAGCGGGAGGACAGGGAAUAUAUUCGCAUCAAGGAUCGCGAGUAUCGCUUUUAACGGUGCUUUUGACUGUUUGCAAUGACAUGAUUGUUUCCAAAUGUGUUCUUGUCUCUUUGCUUUUGCCUGCGGAAAUAACGAGAAGGUAUCAGGGCGAAUGCGUGGGACAUGUCUGCGACGGAUGUUUUCAGGUUUCUUCUCUUAUGAGUCUCGGUGUAAGACUGAGAAUGACGCUGUAACGACGCAUGCUUUCAUCUACCAAUGGGGUCAUAUACUCGAUGUCUAUAACGAUAAUGAUAUGAGCAACUUGAAUUAUGU
Molecule: messenger RNA, 1352 nt
Organism: Trichoderma reesei QM6a
Lineage: Eukaryota; Fungi; Ascomycota; Sordariomycetes; Hypocreales; Hypocreaceae
Exons: 2
Coding region: 72-1094 (340 amino acids)
Source: RefSeq, a predicted model, not a curated record